AUGACUGAACCAUCGAUGGACAUUAUAAACACAUACUCCAACACAACGAUACCAGGCUCGUUGGCAGAGUUGAUGGACAAUCAUGGAAAACUACAACAGAUCUCUGCUUAUUGUAAAUCAGCAUAUGGCGGCGCAGAGGCCGCUCAAAUAUACGAUCAGACACAGAACUAUGCAAAGAAUGCACUGCUCAAUGUAGCCUAUCACAUCCAGACCAUUGGCUCCCAUCUCACCACCCUUCUCCAACUGCAAGCCAACGAGGUCGACAAGCUAGAGAUACAAAUCAAGCAUCUCAAUCAGAGAGUUGAUAUGAUUUACGAGACAACAGGUGUCGAUGUGUUCAAGAAUGAGUCAGCGACAAAGGCGUAUAAGAGCACGACAAAGCAGAGAUUGAUCGAGAGUGAGGAUAUUAGGGCGCCACCAAAGUUUGUGAGGAAGCAGGUGUCAUACUCAAUUGGCACUGAUUCGCCAGUGAUGAACGCCUCGCACAACACACCAUCACCAGCGCAGCAGACACCACUGAGCUCCAACCCAUCAACACCAAACCAGACGUCAACACCCUACCAAUCACCAGGCUACCAUACGCCACCUUCAAUCCCAACGAGCAAACGCCCAACUAUGAUGGCGCCGGGCCCUGCCCCAGCGCUCUCUGUGCCAUCCAUCCCCUCGCGUCCACCCAUGAUGAAUGGCCGCUCGCCAUCAGUGACCACCCCGCCACUCCACUCGUCCAUAACUUCCAGCCAAGACCUUCCACCUCCACCAUCAGCUUCGUUCGAUCUUCCACCUCCUCCACCUGCCAUGUACGACCUUCCACCACCUCCUCCCGCCAUGUACGACCUCCCACCACCUCCACCUCAGUAG
Acytostelium subglobosum LB1 is the source of this 858-nucleotide messenger RNA. RefSeq lists its product as hypothetical. Bases 1 to 858 code for a protein of 285 amino acids. The record is from RefSeq and is a predicted model, not a curated record. Gene Ontology annotation, molecular function: SH3 domain binding. Lineage: Eukaryota; Evosea; Eumycetozoa; Acytosteliales; Acytosteliaceae. The transcript has 2 exons.